This is a messenger RNA of Xenopus tropicalis (tropical clawed frog), 1475 nucleotides long. It is a transcript of the gene clic3, whose product is annotated as chloride intracellular channel 3. The record is from RefSeq and is a predicted model, not a curated record. The transcript has 6 exons. NCBI's taxonomy places the organism in Eukaryota, Metazoa, Chordata, Amphibia, Anura, Pipidae. Gene Ontology annotation, cellular component: nucleus; plasma membrane; cytoplasm. Bases 169 to 891 code for a protein of 240 amino acids.
GAGGAAUGCAGUCGGAGCAGGUUGCUGGGAGUGCCGAGUCGUCUCCCUGACACUCAGAGAAGCAGCUGAACAUUCAGGCAGAGUGAGUGCAGGAGGGAACACACAGCCGGUGGGCCUGCAGCAUCGGGACCCCCCAACACUGAGCUGUCCGGGCCGAGACCCGCAGUUAUGGCGGAGCAGGGAAACUUCACCUUGGAACUCUUCGUAAAGGCCAGCGACGAUGGCGAGAGCAUUGGCCACUGCCCCUUCUCCCAGCGCCUCUUCAUGAUAUUAAUCCACAAGGGGGUCCCCUUCACCCUCACUACUGUCGACAUGAAAAGGGCCCCAGAAGUGCUGAGGGAUUUGGCCCCAGGUUCCCAACCGCCAUUUCUCCUCUACAACAAUGAAGUCAAAACAGACACCAACAAGAUCGAAGAGUUUUUGGAAGAGCUUCUCCAACCCCCCAGUUACCCCAAGAUGGCUCCCGAACAUAAGGAAUCGUUCCAGGCAGGAAGUGACGUAUUCCACAAAUUCUCUGCUUAUAUCAAAAACCAACUGCCGGCACAGGAAGACGCUCUGCAAAGGAACCUGCUGAAGUCUCUGCUGCUCUUGGACAAGUACAUGUUGGUCCCCCUCCCGCAGGAACUGAAAGCCAACCCCAACCAAUCAGUCUCACAGAGGAAGUUCCUGGACGGCGAUACUCUGACCCUGCCCGACUGCAACUUACUGCCCAAGCUCAAUAUUAUCAAUACGGUGUGCAAGUACUACCGCAAGUUUGAGAUUCCCAAAGACCUGAAGGGGGUGACCCGCUAUAUGGAGAACGCGUCUCAGAUGAAGGAGUUCAAGUACACCUGCCCCAACACAGAGGAGAUCCUCCUGUUCUACCGCUCUUGGGUGAAGCCAAUGAACUAAGGGAUUCCCAGGCCCCACCCUGUUAAGACUGAUCACAUGGGCCCAAGCAGAGAGCCCCCAGCUUUCCCAUAAGGCCACACCUUCCAACGCACGACAGAGGCCGCCAUCUUUUCCCAAGUGCCGACCCACCUCUCUGGCACCUACAGCUUCAACUCCCGGCACCCUGGGACUUCAAUCAGACAUUAAGUGGCGACUUAGGCUUCCUAAAUGUCACCCUUUAUAUCCCACCGAUGUUUGUACUCGCACAGCCAGCGCCGGAACCAUUGCUGGGUUUGGGCUCCGGUCCUGACCAAUAACAGCGCUGAUCUAUGUAUCAAGCUCCGCCCAGGAUUCCUGUAUUUAAUUCAUUUUUAUUUAAAUCCACAGUAUUUAGCGCAACAGAUAAAAAAAAGCUACAAAAACAAACGCAAUAAAUUAGAGCGUUCCCUUUAGCGUGGAAAGCAAUCUCAUUGGCUGCAUAGAAGCCAGUACAGCCUGCAGCAUGUAUGCCAUAUAUAUAUAUGACUUGGAGAGAUUAAAACUAAAUCUAUGCUAUGGACAACAAUGGGCUUAAUUCCGUUCUAAAUAAAGUUAUUUUCUGUUUU